This is a messenger RNA of Maniola jurtina (meadow brown), 1192 nucleotides long. RefSeq lists its product as uncharacterized. The transcript is spliced from 2 exons. Lineage: Eukaryota; Metazoa; Arthropoda; Insecta; Lepidoptera; Nymphalidae. Bases 227 to 727 code for a protein of 166 amino acids. The record is from RefSeq and is a predicted model, not a curated record.
CUACAAAGUAUUAUCUCAAAAUAAACAUUGCAGAUAUUCUAGCCAUUUAAAUAAACGCAAAGUUGUCAAUACACGAUCCGGCUUCCAAUAUCGAAUUCUCUCGCGUAGCUUGCUUAUCAUUGGAAUUUAUGCAUUUUCAAUAAAACCCUCUGGUAAACGAGCUGGACAUAAAAAUUGAUAUGAAAUUAUUUUUGCUACGAGUCACACUGCAAUUUUGUAACCUGUAAUGCAUAUUCUACUUUUAAUAUUUUUUUGUGUAUUGUACGUAUCUUUUGCGAAAGAUGAAAAUUCCGCUAGCGUUAGCGACUUCGGGGCGGGAUUAAUAUCUUCUUUGAGAAAUGACGCUAACCUAGAUCUCCCAGUGGACGAGGAGUAUGAGGAUCUUCGAGCUCAGCUUUUCGCCUACCACAGCGCUCUUGCUUCGCUUGCACCAUCUCGACGAUCCAUGCUCACUACGCAGUGCUGGCGUCGCGGUGGUAUAUGUAUCAGUUACAAACUGUGCCCUGGAUACAGACAGCUUACGGAAAUCCCCGGCUGCAAGAACAGACAUAAUGUAUGCUGUUUUGUAUGGAACCAGUACGACAUACGUGACUUGAAAGAUCACGGGAUUGACAACUUAGCCUUCCCUUGGAAAAACAACAUGGAAUAUGGUGGCCAAGGCGUUCAGCAGCUUACAACUACGCGUAAACCUAGAAGGAAAAAGAAAGUCACUGGAAACAUUUAUUAAAAGAAAUUAAUUCUAAUUCAAGCAAUUACAAUCCGGGUAUCCUUAAAUCAAGGGUGUGGGGUGAAUAGACACCUUCUAAGCUAACUGGUCCCAUCUUAGGCCACAUCACCAGUACCCAAAAGGCGUGAUUGUGGUCAAGCGUGUGCACAUAAUGAAUAAAGUAAACAGGAGAAACCCGAAGAAUUAUAUAAAAAACCUAAAAAUCAAAUCGUUUCAAAAGAAGGUUUUGCCACAUGAGAAAGAUGGUAGGUGCUAUAUAGUUUUGCUGUCCGUUAUCGAUGAAAAAAGAUGCGUUUAAACGCACUGAUUGUAUUUGGCCUGAGCUCUGAGAACAAUCAACAUACGAUUUCGAUCCUAAGCGUAAAAUUUGUGUAUGCAUAGUUGAACCGUAAUCAUUGAUUUCACAGUGAACUUUCAGCGAAAACUAAUAAACUUGGAGUGCAAUCACAGCCCUCGCCGAACCGC